Molecule: messenger RNA, 1293 nt
Organism: Hipposideros armiger (great roundleaf bat)
Lineage: Eukaryota; Metazoa; Chordata; Mammalia; Chiroptera; Hipposideridae
Gene: PRSS50
Product: serine protease 50
Exons: 6
Coding region: 1-1155 (384 amino acids)
Biological process (GO): proteolysis
Cellular component (GO): endoplasmic reticulum
Molecular function (GO): serine-type endopeptidase activity; threonine-type endopeptidase activity
Source: RefSeq, a predicted model, not a curated record
AUGGGGGGCGCCGUCGCGAGAGGAGCUCCGCGGCGCAGUCGCUGCUACCACAGGAUGGAGCCCUGGUGCAGGACACCCGCCCCCUCCCCCCACCAGGCCGUUCUCCUGCUGCAGCUGCUGCUGCUGCUGCUGCUGAGGCCCGCGGGUUGCGCAGACGCAGCCCCGGCGGCGCUGCCCUCCGCCGCUCCUGCUGCUCCUGGCGUCCCCUGUGCACCCGGCGCCACCUGUGUCUCGGGCGGCCCUCGCCUCCUCCAGCAGGCCCCUACCACCCAGUUGCCUACUUCUCCAGUCAACACCGACUCACCUCCGAUCUGCGGCAUCUCCCAUGAGCCGGACCCUACCCUCAGGAACCCAGAGGCCAUGGUUCGGCGAUGGCCGUGGAUGGUCAGUGUGCAGGCCAAUGGCACACAUACCUGCGCAGGAACCCUCAUUGCCUCCCGGUGGGUGCUGACCGUGGCCCACUGCCUGACCCAGCAUGGCGUUAUCUAUUCAGUGCGGGUGGGGAGCCCCUGGAUUGACCAGCCGGCUCAGACUGCCUCCGACGUCCCGGUGCGUCAGGUCAUUGUGAACAGCCGGUUCCGGUUCCGACGGUUGUGGUCCUGGAUCGGUCACACCGAUGACAUUGCGCUCCUGCAGCUUGAGCAGGCGGUCAGGUACAGCAAGUAUAUCUGGCCCAUCUGCCUGCCCGGCUUGGACUAUGUGUUGAAGGACGGCUCCCUCUGCACUGUGAUGGGCUGGGGACUCCCCAGGGUUAACGGUAAAUGGCCCCAGUCCCGGACCAUUCAGGAGAAGGAUGUCACCAUCCUGAACAGCAAGGAGUGUGACAGCUUCUACCACAAAUUCUCCAAAAUCCCCUCUGUGAUUCGGAUCAUCAACUCGCAGAUGAUUUGUGCGGAGGAUGCUGACAGGGAGCAGUUCUGCUAUGAGAUCAGUGGGGAGCCCUUGGCCUGUCUUGUGGAGAGCACAUGGUACCUGGUGGGAAUGGUGAGCUGGGGCCCAGGCUGCAGGGAGAACCAGGCCCCUCCCGUCUACGUACGGAUCACCUUCUACCAACACUGGAUCUGGGAGCGCAUCAGUGGGCAGGCUGUGCCAGCCCCAUCUGGGGCCCUGCUCCUGGCGCUGCCACUGCCCCUCAGCCUCCUUGCUGCCUUCUGACUCUCUGGCUGUGCCUGGGGGCGCCCUCCCUUGCCCAGGCUCCCCCUCACCCUCUGUGUUCAGAAUGCUACACAGGGCAGGGCAGAGACUAGGUGUUCAAUUAAAUACUUUUCUUCCCCAUGCCUGCUCCUUCCUGGG